AUGUUCCGCCAGGCCAUUGCCACCUCGUCCCGCGCACUGCGGGCUGCUCCCAAGGCCGCCGCCACCCGACCUUUCAUACAGUCGCAAUUCAAGGCCGCGCCCGCCUUCACCUUCAGAUCUGCCCAGCCUGCCGUGUCGAGAUGGUACAGCGACGCUAAGGAGGCCGAAGCCAAGCCUGCCGAGGAGGCCAAAUCGGAGGACAAGGACAAGGCCAAGUCGGAAGAGAAGGCUGCUGAGAACGAAAAUGAUCCCCUCGCCCAGGCCAAGAAGGAUCUCGCUGCCAAGGAAGCCGAAGUCAAGGACUGGAAGGACAAGUGCCUGCGCACCGUCGCUGAUUUCCGCAACCUCCAGGAGCGAACCACCCGUGAGGUUAAGUCUGCGAAAGACUUUGCAAUCCAGAAGUUCGCCAAGGACCUCGUCGACAGCGUUGACAACCUCGACCGCGCCCUUGGAAUGGUCCCCCAGGAGAAGCUCAAUGCUAAGGACCGACCCGAGCACCUUCAGGAUCUCGCCAACCUGUAUGAGGGCCUCAAGAUGACAGAGGAUAUUCUCAUGAACACCCUCAAGAAGCACGGCCUCGAGCGCCUCAGCCCCGAGGGCGAGAAGUUCAACCCCAACGAGCAGGAGGCUACUUUCAUGACUCCCCAGCCUGACAAGGAAGACGGCACAGUCUUCUUCGUCCAACAAAAGGGCUUCAAGCUCAACGGUCGAGUGCUGCGCGCCGCCAAGGUUGGUGUUGUCAAGAACAAAUAA
Molecule: messenger RNA, 753 nt
Organism: Fusarium sp. VM40
Lineage: Eukaryota; Fungi; Ascomycota; Sordariomycetes; Hypocreales; Nectriaceae
Source: the annotation of a GenBank genome assembly